CACACACACACGUAAUUCUAUCAGGGAUAUUUUGUUGAUACAAAUCAGUAAAUAGAUUUUCAGACUUUUAAAAUAAUUUGUGUUUAAAAUUUAUAAAUAUUUCACAUUUGACCCGCUGCACGAAAGGCCUCAGUUCAGAGAAAUAGAGUUCAGCAGCAGCUGAGGUCCAAGUGUGUUGCUUUCUUAAUAAAACUGUUUGAUGAUGGCAGCAUCACAGGUCUGAGUUGGUCCUGCUUGAACAAUAACAAGCUAAUAAUUAAUAACAAGCUAAUAAAGGUGUGUCCACGUGGACCUACGUCCAAAACGUGCUGCUGCCAUCUCGGCUUUUGUCAGCGGCGCGUCGUUUUAAGUCUCAUUCUGGCAGGAAAAUGUUGACCAGCGGCUACGUUCAGAUGAUUCUGGUAAGAUUUACUCUUGUGAAGGAAUUGAUGGUAAACUGGUUUUUAUCUAUGGUAUUAAUGUGAACUAGUGUGACAGGACUUGAGCUGAUUUAGGGCAGCAUUAUUAUACGGGCUCAUUUGGAGCCGCCAUUUUUAGCUCGUCAAUAAAAUCAACACGAACCAAAGGGUGCUGAUGCCUCCUUACAACAGCUGCUGUGAGAGACAGCAGGACACCGAGGACAGGUCCAUGUGGACAUGUUUAUUUUUGACUUGUCAACACGGUCCCAUCUUGCUGCCAUCUUAAAUGAGCUCCUAUAAAAGGCCAUUCAGGAAGAUCCUUUCUGUUUAUCACACAACUGUUAAAUGACAAAAGCACGUUCCUCUCUGAGCCGGCCUUUAGUCACAGCAGUGAGAAAACAGAAGAAAACAUUUGGAAACAAACCACAGAUACAAAAAAAAAACAUAAAAGUCGUUACAAACAACCCCAAGAGGCCGAGCAAUAAUUCUAAUGAUGUCAUGUUUCUAACGAGACGUCAUCGCUUAGGGAUCAAAGGUGCUGGAGCAGCAACGCCAUCAGGACCGCCGGAGUCCUGCUGAUGCUGCUGAGGGUUUACGACGCUUAAGCAACGCAGAACGAGCUGCACGUUUUAUCGUGCGUGCAGCUCUCACACACUUACACUCGUUCCUGAACUGCAUCCUCAUGGUCAGGCCUUUGGAGCUGUUUGACUUGUUAUAGUAAAAAACGUGAACCCAGCUGUAGUCUGGGUCGUAAACACGGUUCUGACGAGGAGGUGGAGGGUUCUGGAAAAGCAACACGAGACACAGAGAGAUAAUUAAAGAAAAAGAAAGAGAGGAAGAGGUCCUGCUCGGACAAAGAGGGAGUGAGUGUGUGAGGAGGGAGUCGGCUGUGGGGGAGUCGGUCAGCUCUCUAUCAAAACUUGGCUGCCUUACAGAACACGCUGGGGCCGGGCUGUGGGACUGGAUCCAUCAGAACCAGGUUCAGGCUGGCCGUGGGGAACGUCUGGUUCUGAUUGAGUGAGUGAAACGUGUGAGGAUGCUCCUCUGGGUGAGAUUCGGUCACCAACACACACACACACACACACACACACACACUGGUGCUGCAGACCCCCAGCAGGCCCUGCGGGGUGGAGCUGACUGAAACCUAAGAGCCCGUGUCCCGGGGGGCAGCGGGGCGUACGGGCAGAUUGAGGCCAGAUGUUGCAGAUGCAGGAAUGAACCAGCAGGACCACGAUCCAUUUAUAGCCUCAGCCCGCCUCGCUGCAGGACAACGUAUCGAUAACGAGCUUUAACACGAGCGCGGACUGACUCAGACAUUUCUGUUACGUCUCUAAAACACCUGGGAGGUCGGAAGAGAUCUACUUUAACGUCCACUCCAAGAAAAAUGCAACAGAAAUCUGUUUGGGUGUUUUUUUAGAUGCAUUUGGGAUAAAAUCCUCCAUAAUUUAAUGUGAGAUCAUUAAAACUACAAUAGCAUUAAAGUCAUUUUAAUGUAAUAUAAUAAAGUUCUUCAUAUUUUUAUGAAAUUUGUUGUUAGGGUUGAAUUCAGGUGAGCUAUAGAUGGUCCUCCAGGGUUAAAACUCCUAAAACAAGAACAGCUGAUGAGAUGAAACUCAUAUUUCUGUUGUCAGACACGAUGUUCUCGUCUUCCAGGGCCUUCACAAACCUUCACCCAACCGUAAUCUGCCGACCCACGAUGACGUCGCUCCAGGAUCCUCUGGUGGAGCCCCACUAAUGGCUCCUAAAUCUCCAACAUGUCAUGAAGGUCACCCAUGUGGCCCGGGCCCCUCGGCCCUGAGACUCCUCCGCCUGCAGAGGUCCGACACACAAACACGAACACACCAGUUCGGGAUUUGUUGGAUUCUUAAAUCACUGCAGCUUAUUUUUCUCUGAACCUCUGAUUCUUAAACAUCAUAACAGUUCUGAAGCUUCUGUCACAUGCCAGAGUGUCACAGAAACACGUCAAAAUUCAGUUAAGUUAGGAAGUUCUCAGAGGUUUCUAAGAGUUCUCAUUGGAAGGAACAGCGGAGUGUCAUCUGCAUAGAAGAUACUUGGCUGUGAAUACGGGUUACGUCGCUGCUACGGUGUCUUUUUAGAAAGUGCUGUGGCAGCAUGGCGAGGCGAGAAUAUUGCGACAUUCGUGCCGCCAAGCUUGACAGGACCACAGUGCUGGACUUCUGAAUGGAGAUCACGCUUGUGCAACAGAGGGCAAUGUCAUGUUUGUAAACAGAAUCAGCUGAGAUGGCUAACUGGAGCGAUGCAGAGAUCUGGGAGCACCACUUACGACCAAAGAAUCCCUGAUGCCGCCUCCUGUUUUGCGGAAAAGUGGCGCCAUUGUUUUCUGAAACAGAUGAUCGAAGGGGUGUAUCAGUAAAAUUAACUGGGGCCCAAAGCUGAGCCUUGGGGAACCCCAGAUCAUUGGUGUGUCAUAUGAUGGGUAACAAAGGCUGUGUCUAUAAUUUAACCAGAUUUGAUUCAAAACUAAAAUCGUGUGUUCUGCUUUAGUAUUUUGAUGGGAUUAUAUUUAAUUAUCUCUAAAUAAUCUCUGAUGUGACUGAAACCAGGAAGUGCCCUGACCCAGAUCUCUGGUUUUAAUUCUGAAUCGUGAAGAAAAGGUUCCUCUUGGUUGUGUCUGAGGUGUUUUCUGCUCACCAGAUCUGCAGAAGAUCUGAGCCUCAUGAAGAACGGUUAUCUGUGUUUUCCAGCGCAGGAAUGAGACAAUGACGUCUCCAUGCAGGAGUUAAUCAAAGAGGAAAGUUCUUGUUCUCCAGACCCGCCUCCUCCUCCUCCUCCUCCUCCUCCUCCUGGGUGCAGGAGGAACGGGGAGUGUAACGUGAAGAAGGCAGCUCUCUGCCAUUGUUCUGGCUCUGGAAGUCUGGAGCGGGACGCGGCGGCGCUGCUCGGGUACCGGACGGCGGUCUGUCGUUAUGACGGGCUCCGGUCCGAAGCUCGGGGUCCUGCUGCUGGUGGCGGUUCUGCUGCAGACGGUGGUCGUCACCAUCACCGUGAUACACUUCACCACGGCUCUCAACUCGAUGAAGGAGACCUUUGCUCGCAGCAGCGUUUCCUGUCUGACCGGCUCGGACCUGCACAGCAUCCCAGCUGUGAGAGGAGAUCCGUGUUGGCAGGUCACUCAGCAGCUUCACCUGCUCAUCGAGAAGUCCGUGUCUCAGCGGUACCAGAGGCUGAUCUCCACCGCCGUGAAAGAUGAAGUAUCUCGAGUUCUGCCCUCACUGGUGAUGGACGACAGGGCUUCGCCUCGCCCCAAAGUGGCUGCUCAUGUCACGGGGAGCUUCGCGCCCAAACUGGAGCACGAUGAAGGAGGCCCAGUCUCAGCGGGACGGCGGGUUCAGGGACAGAAGAUCUCAUGGUGGGAGGGGCGUAAGGGUCUGGCGUUCCUCCAGGACGUCCAGCUGGUGGACGGCGAGCUGGUGGUGUCGCAGCCCGGCCUCUACUACGUCUACGCCCAGACCUACUUCAGACACACCCACUCCCUGGAGGAGGACGGCGAGGAGGUGGGGGACCGGGGGAAACCCCUCCUGCAGUACGUCUAUAAAAAGGUGAGCUCCUACCCGGUUCCCAUCCUGCUGAUGAAGACCAGCCGGACCUCCUGCUGGUCCCGGGGCUCAGAUUUCUCCCUUCACUCCGCCCACCAGGGGGGGCUGUUCCCGCUCACCACCGGCGACCGGCUGUUUGUGACGGUGACCAACGCCUCGGCCGUGGACAUGGACGAGAAGAGCAGCUUCUUCGGAGCGUUCCUCAUCAGCUAGAGGAGAACUUCAAACUGCUGCGGCGUCCAGAUGCUUCCUGGGAAGUUUCGUCGUCCUGUUUAGGAGCAAAAGGCAAAGAAGAGCACAUCGCCGGUUCCAGGACAGUCGUGGGUCAAACUCAUCAGAUAUCUGGAUUUUAAAACGAGACUGGACUCGAUCCAGACAUCAAGCUGCAAAAAUGAACUCAACAUAAAAAAAUAUUCAAACAAAGUUUUCCAAAGUGACCUUAACAGGAAUGUUAGCUCCCUCCAAAUUCAUCCCUUAAUGGUUGAUUUAAUAAUCAGUCGUAUGUCUGUAUGGAAGCUCCUUUCUGCCAUAGAUAAUUAUAAUAUAAUGAUGACUUUAAAAUUCUGAAUUUUGGGACUUUCCACUCAUUUAUGACCUUUUAUCAUAACAACGAGUUUGGAAAAUGAUGAAUAUGAUGUCAGAAUUAUGACGUAAAACAAGACUCAAACUGUAACAAAAACUUUGACUAUUUAAUUUUACUUUUAUGACCUUCUGGAAUUUUAACAUUAAACAUCCUCGUAUGUCAUAUUUAAACUUCGAAAACCCUAAAAAUGGCAUAUUUCAUCAUUACAGUUUAAAUUUGUGAUUAUGACUUUUAAAUUUGUGUUAUUGAGUUUUUUUCUGACCUGAAAAUCAAAAUUCUGACAUAGUUCUAAAAUUUUACUCAUAGUUAUGACUUUGUGUCUCCCAGUAAUGACUUCAAAACUCUAACCAUCCAAUUAACCUCGAGUUACAAAUCGUGACGCGUCUUUAUUUUUUAGGCGUCAGAAAUGGGCUUCCAUACAUUUAACUGGUGCGCGUAAUAGCAGCAGUUGACCACCAGGGGUCGUUGUGAAGUUACAGGUAGCUGAAGUCCACAUUUCUGCCCUCUGGUGGAAAACACAAGCAACUGCAGUUCCCAAAUGAAGAGGUGGCACGAUCUUUGACGUGCAGAUCUUCGUUUGGUUUAAAACUGUUAUAAGAUGUACAUGUUGUGCUGUACUUUGUGUAUUUGAAUUUUUAUAAGCUGAAAUGUUUUCUAGUCACAUGACCAACAUCAGGGUGGAAGCACUGCCACCUCCUCCAUCCACCUGCUGCAUCAACUUCUAACUGAAACUUCUAGUUGGAUGCAGCUCUACAGCCUCUCCCGCGUGCGGAGCUGCUUCUCCUCCAUCAUCCCUCCCAGACGGGUGGAGUAGCUGCAGAAACGCAAAAACAUCUGCACCCGUCGUUACCAUAAAACUCUAAAGUCUCACACUGAAGACAUUCUGAGCUCUGAACUGAACCUGACAUCUCUGGUUUUUCCCAUGUGACCUGAAUGCAGCAUUAACUGUAGCACUUAAAUGCAUCUUUUUAUCAAUAAAACUGCUGUUUUUUUAAUUCGUAAAAACGACUCAAAGCUCCUGGGAGCAAACAUGUUAAAGUCUAACAAACAAACACUAAAGCGCGUGUUUGCCUGGCAGAAAACACCGGAAUGUGAAUGUAAAUACUUCUGUAAAUAUGUGAAAUAAAAACUCUGUUUAAAGGAAA
This is a messenger RNA of Nothobranchius furzeri (turquoise killifish), 5683 nucleotides long. It is a transcript of the gene tnfsf10, whose product is annotated as TNF superfamily member 10. The record is from RefSeq and is a predicted model, not a curated record. Gene Ontology annotation, molecular function: tumor necrosis factor receptor binding. Gene Ontology annotation, biological process: immune response. Lineage: Eukaryota; Metazoa; Chordata; Actinopteri; Cyprinodontiformes; Nothobranchiidae. Gene Ontology annotation, cellular component: membrane.